Molecule: messenger RNA, 988 nt
Organism: Erythranthe guttata (spotted monkey flower)
Lineage: Eukaryota; Viridiplantae; Streptophyta; Magnoliopsida; Lamiales; Phrymaceae
Source: RefSeq, a predicted model, not a curated record
UUACGGGGCUAAACCGUAUUCAGUACGAGGGGUAUAUCGGUCUUUUUAGUUCAACUGUAUGGGUUCUCCGUUAACAAACCGAAAAGCUCUACCAGAAAGUAGAAACUCUAUCUCUGUUCUUCUUCCGUUCAUCAAAUCAGGGUUCUAUAGUUUCAAAUUACUUACAUUCACACAAUUACUGGAGAAGAAAUGGUAGGAGAGUUGAGCAAUACGCCGGCGAAUCAAAAGCAGCAGUCGUCGCUGUCGUACACGGUGGAGCAGCUCGUCGCCGUCAACCCGUACAAUCCCGACAUCCUCCCUGAUAUCGAAAACUACGUUAACGAACAAGUUUCAUCGCAAACCUACAGUUUGAAUGCAAACCUUUGCCUUCUGCGUCUUUACCAGGUUGAGCCCGAGAGAAUGAGCACCCAGAUUGUUGCUCGCAUUUUGAUCAAGGCUCUAAUGGCAAUGCCUGCCCCUGAUUUCAGCCUUUGCCUCUUUUUAAUUCCUGAGAGAGUGCAAAUGGAGGAGCAAUUCAAGACACUCAUUGUUUUAUCGCACUCCUUGGAGACUGCCAGAUUCCGUCAGUUUUGGGAUGAAAUGAAGUUUAUUUUUCAAAAAAAUUAUCAGGUCAUAAACAUCGAAGGCCCAUCUCUGGACAAGUUCAUCGACCACCAUGUGGCUAACUCCGGCUGGACGGUCGAGAAGAAUCAGAAUAAGGGCAGCCACCUCGUCGUACUUCCUCCCACUGAGUUCAACCAUCCUCAACUGAAGAAAAACACAGAAGAUGGUAUUCCAUUGGAGCGAAUUGCUCGAAUGUUCCCCAUUCUUGAGUAGGUCAAGAGUUCAGCUAUAUUAAAUCCAGCAAAUUAUGGAAUUAAAUUAUUUUUUGCCCUUUUUUUCUCGUUAUGCACGUUGCCCGAAUUAUCGUUACAAAUGUGCUUCCAUGGUGUAUAGUGUUUCUGAUCAGGCUCACUCACUAUUACUUGAGCAUGCUAUUCUUGAAAUA